Messenger RNA from Paramormyrops kingsleyae, 2026 nucleotides. It is a transcript of the gene hoxc11a, whose product is annotated as homeobox C11a. Gene Ontology annotation, molecular function: RNA polymerase II cis-regulatory region sequence-specific DNA binding; DNA-binding transcription factor activity, RNA polymerase II-specific. Gene Ontology annotation, cellular component: nucleus. Gene Ontology annotation, biological process: anatomical structure development; regulation of transcription by RNA polymerase II. Lineage: Eukaryota; Metazoa; Chordata; Actinopteri; Osteoglossiformes; Mormyridae. The record is from RefSeq and is a predicted model, not a curated record.
UAACAUACGCAUUAAGUGAAUUCUUGUUUAGAAAACGGUUUGAGUCCUAUACGCCACAACGGUGCGGUGAAUCUAUUCGAAAUGCGCUUUUGGUUUUCAUUAUACUCGUGCCAUGUUUCAAACUAAUCCUUUGAACCUCCUAAAUCGUACCUAUGCGAACCACUCCUACGCAUCUAAGUGUUUCCAAAUUGAUAUAUGACAAUAUCUACUUUCGAUCACGUGUCUCGGGCGACUUAGACGGAUAGCGCGUCAUCUCGCCUUCCCAAAUUCUCUCCUUCUACAGUGCGAAUCCAAAACAUCUAUCGAACGAGAGAAAGAUGUUUAACUCUGUGAAUCUGGGCAACUUCUGCUCCCAGACGCGCAAAGACAGGACUUCCGAAUUUGGGGACAGAACCGGCUGCGCUUCAAAUAUCUACCUCCCGAGCUGUACCUAUUACGUCCCUGAAUUUUCUGCGGUCUCCUCGUUUCUACCACAGGCCCCAACGCGGCAAAUCACCUACCCUUAUUCCACAAAUCUAUCUCAAGUACAGCCGGUACGGGACGUUUCAUAUGGCUUGGACCCCUCCAGUAAAUGGCACCAUAGGAGCAAUUAUGCAUCCUGCUACACAGGAGAAGACUUGGUGCAUAGGGACUGUCUUCCGCCAUCCACCAUGACAGAAAUGUUUAUGAAAAACGAAAGUGUCUACAGCCAUCACCACCAUCACCAUCCCAGCUCCAAUCAUCCCCCUACAGGUUUUUACUCCGCAGUUGGUAAAAACAACGUACUCCCUCAAGGUUUCGACCGUUUUUUCGAGAGCGCGUACUGCAGUACGGACAGCCAGCAAGAUAACUGCUUGCAAAAGAACGAGGCGCACAAGUUGGAAACGGAGCCCCUGCAGCCCUCCACGCUCUCCGGCGCUGCAGACCCGGAAAAGGAGCCGGAGGAUGAGGAAGAGCGCACUACUUCGGGCUCAUGUGCUUCUUCGGGGACGAAGGACGGCAGCGCAAACAAGAACACUCACUCUAGUACUCCUCGGACGAGAAAGAAGAGAUGUCCAUACUCAAAGUUUCAGAUUCGAGAACUGGAGCGGGAAUUUUUCUUUAACGUUUACAUUAACAAAGAAAAGCGACUUCAGUUGUCCAGAAUGCUGAAUCUCACCGACCGACAGGUCAAAAUUUGGUUCCAGAACCGCAGAAUGAAAGAGAAGAAACUGAGUAGAGAUCGAUUGCAGUAUUUUUCUGGAAAUCCUUUAUUGUGAAGUGAACAAUAAGCCACAGCAGAUGGUGAAAAUAAUAAUUUUACGUAAUUCAGAAACUGUGUUGUUUCAGCACAUUUUCUUUGUGCAUUGUUAUUGAAAUCAUUCUUUCUAACAAAAAUAUAAAGAUACUUUUAAAUGAGACCAUUUCACUUAGUACAACAAUUUGUUAUCAUUGGGUAAAUCUUGUGCUACGACGACAGAAAAACCCUUUUAACCAUUACGAACCCAAAAAAAACAACAAAUGUAAAGGACUGUUUUAUAUUCAAUAACAGAAAAGAACGAUUAACAUUGCAUUGAAUGUGGUUAACGUUUUUGUGUACAUGUGUAUACACAUCGGUGUGUGUGUGUAUAUAUAUAUAUAUAUACACACACACACACACCGAUUUAAUCAAUGCGGUCUGUCAUAUAGUCAUGCUGUUCUCGGUUUGUUUGUUUUUUUUGUGUUGUUGCGUAUUUCCUAUUAUUGCGCAAUAUGAAAUGUUCCAAAAUACAGUUACAAAGCCAAAUAUUUUGUUUGCAAUUUUAUAUUUUCUUCUUGCUUGGUUUUCACUUGGACGUCUACAGUUUAUUGUCCAAUAUAUAAAAAAUACUACGCAAUAUGCACAGUCUCUAUAUUGAAUGUAAAUACAUAUUUUAUGCUGACGGGUUUCCCUUCAAAACUGGUAGUUUUCGUAUAACCCCUAAAACAAUGCUUGAUGUUUUCUUGACUUGCAAUACGGGACGAAGAAUCCACCUAUGGUACACAUACUGUGGAAAUAACUUAAAAUAAAAGAAAUCUGAAAAUCUGA